Messenger RNA from Colletotrichum gloeosporioides, 819 nucleotides. RefSeq names its product 3-alpha-(or 20-beta)-hydroxysteroid dehydrogenase. Gene Ontology annotation, molecular function: oxidoreductase activity. Lineage: Eukaryota; Fungi; Ascomycota; Sordariomycetes; Glomerellales; Glomerellaceae. The record is from RefSeq and is a predicted model, not a curated record. The coding region runs from base 1 to 819 and encodes 272 amino acids. The transcript is spliced from 2 exons.
AUGGAGGAAAACGCAACCAAAGAAGCAGUAGCCACGCAUCUCCCGUCGCAACGCCUGCUGGGAAAGGUUAUGUUGGUGACUGGCGCAGGUGGCUCUAUCGGAUUGGAAGCUUCUGCGCGACUAUUGCAGGAGGGUGCAAAUCUUGGCCUCGUGGACAUCAGCUCGGAUGCCCUCGAGCGUGCUGUUUCACAGCUCAAAGUCAACAAAUCCGGAGAAACCAUCGAUCAUCGCAUAUUGACAGUCACGGCCGACGUUACUUCUGAGCAGGCUGUGAAGCAGUACACGACAACAAUUGUCCGUCAUUUUGGACGACUGGACUGCGCGUUCCUCAACGCCGGAGUGAGCUAUACAUCGACGAGUAUUUUUGACACAACUGAAGAAACCUAUGAUCGGAUCAUGCAGAUUAAUGUCAAAUCCGCAUUCCUGGGCAUCAAGUACGCCGCUCAAGCUAUGAAGGACCUAGGCACUGGAGGAAGCAUCAUCUUGACAUCAUCAAUAGCCGGUCUAAGAGGCACCCCCGGACUGAUAGUUUACUCGGGGUCGAAAUUCGCGCUGCGGGGGCUUGCUCUCACCGCAGCCUCGGAGUUGGGACCGCUGGGUAUUCGUGUAAACACCAUACAUCCUAGCGGCAUCAACACGCCAAUGUUCAAGGCUUCGUGGAGCCCGGAAAAGAUGGAGGAAUUGAGAAAAGGAAUGCCGCUGGGCAGAUUCGCCGAGACCGAUGAUAUCUCGGGUGUCGUGGCGUUCUUGGCUAGCGAUGAUUCCAAGUUUAUGACUGGGGGCUUCUUGAAGAUUGAUGGGGGUUGCGUCAGCUUUUAG